AUGUAUCAUUUGGGUUCGAUUGCUCCACUACCUAGCCGUUCAGGCUCAGAUACCUCAUUUUUAGAUCGUGAUUCGAAUCCUUUACCUGCUACAAUCGAGAACCCAUUUCCUACGGAAGACUCUUCGGUUCUCGCAGGAGAAUUAUGCCUUCAAAAUGGGACUAGGUGUUCUGACGCCUCCAAAGAAAUAAGUGAUCUUCAGAGAAAUAACCCUCGUUAUCUUAUAUCUUCAGUUUCCGGUGUGAGCAGAAGAGGUUCCACUAUAUCUCCUCAUCGUGCUCUUAGUACUUCCCGUAAAACUGCUAGCUGGUGUAGCUCUGCACCUAUUUUGUGCGAAACAUCUGAACAACCACACUUGACGUGUGUGCCGUCAAAUGGCCACGGAUUGACAGUCAUAUCACCCGAAAGCAACUGUCAGUUGAGCAGUUCAAAUGCGAUUCGGGAGCAAUGUACGCCGAUACGUGAAGAGGAUGAUGAGGCAGCGCGCUCUGGAGAAUCUCCUUUGUAUAAAACAUAUGACUUUUUAACUGGUUUAGGUAAUCGAAGGAGGUCUGAAUCUUCUAGUAUGCAAACAAACUCAGCUAUUUUCACAGCUUCUAAUAUAGCUCGUGUUGCAUUCGCCACUUUGGCUGAGUCAGAAUCAACAUCAACUAUUAGUCAGUUGCCAAAUAUAGGCUCCUAUCCGAACCACUGUGGUGAUGCUAUGCAAAAUGGAAGUGGUUCGCGAUGCACUACAUCCAAUUUUUCACUAAGCUCCUUGGCAACGAGUUUACGAGAUUCACGCUAUAUGAUUGACAUAAUACGAGGAACAUUCGAGUUACAGUGUCAGUAUAAUCGUAGGUUUACAAAUUCUAUUGCAGGAGUUAGCAGUGGAGAAUAUAACUCCGAUCGAGCUAGUACCUCUACAUCGAUGCGUAGCCUUACUGCUAUAUCUGAAAGCUUUUUUAUGAAUAAUCAAUUGAAAGACGACUUUAUUCCACGUGAUUCACACAAAUUCCCUCUAUAUGAUGGAAACCUGUCACAUCUUUCUCCAGAAUCUAUAUCAAAAGCUUCGUCUACUUCCCAUACAGUAACACAUCCUGUGAAUGCUUCCUUCAAUUCAGAUUCAGUCGGUAAAAGUUCAUCUCAGUUGACUAGAAUCAGCUUACCAGCUAAUAUAACUGAAGCACCCAACACAGAAGUUAUCACAUCAACCAGUCCUGUUUUAGAUAGCAAUGUGGGCAACUUUUCCUCUUCUUUUUCUCUUGAACAAAAUUCACCGAUAAGAUUUGGGAAUUUUUCUCAUAACAAUCAUAGAAAUGGAUCCUGUAAAUCUACUAAUCACUCAAAUAUUAUGCCCAAGUAUUCUCCACAUAUGUUAUCAGAAGUUGAAUUACCUAAGAAUUCGAAUUCCAAAUGUAUUUUAGACAAAGAUUACAGUAUAGUGGUAAAUAUGAGUCAACAGAUCAAUAAUAAUAACAAUGACAAUAAUACUAUAAAUAACUCUGAGAUAUUCAGUAGUGGAGCAGUCAACUAUUGGACGCAUAAAACCAAUGGACCGAAUCACAAGCAAGUAUCACCUUUAGCUUUUGGAAAACAUAAAGCUAGACUAACUUGUUGCUCACUUUCAUGA
Molecule: messenger RNA, 1611 nt
Organism: Heterobilharzia americana
Lineage: Eukaryota; Metazoa; Platyhelminthes; Trematoda; Strigeidida; Schistosomatidae
Source: the annotation of a GenBank genome assembly